Molecule: messenger RNA, 1955 nt
Organism: Panicum virgatum (switchgrass)
Lineage: Eukaryota; Viridiplantae; Streptophyta; Magnoliopsida; Poales; Poaceae
Exons: 3
Coding region: 188-1810 (540 amino acids)
Source: RefSeq, a predicted model, not a curated record
CAUGACAUGUCACAUGCGCAGGCAGAAAUGCAAACCAACAACCACAUCGGAUCCAUUAUAUUUCAUCAUUCAUUAACAAAGCAAGCAAGCAAAGCUAGGAAUAAAUGAAUGAAUAAUAUUGACUCGAUCCGUCCGGCCCGGCCGCCAUCGUCCUCCUCCUCGGCUCCUCCCUCCCAAUGAUCUUCCCAUGACCCCCUCCUCCUCCGCCACCCCUCGCCGGAGGAGGCGCAAUGCCUCUGUCCCUGUCCCUGUCUCUGCCAGGGCCUUAGCCGCCGGGCUCUGGAGGCUGCGCCACGCACAGAGGAUGAAGGCGGCCGGGGGUGCCCAGAACCAGAACCAGAACCAAGCGAGAAUUAGCAAAUUUGGUGAAGGAAGGAGGUGCCCUGCCCCUGCCAACAAACGGCAGCACUUGGCAGCUGGAAUUGGAACGGGAAGCCAUUGCUGCUGCCAAUGUUGCUCUGCUAGGAAGAGGAACCACCACCACCACCACCAUGGCGGCAUCUUAGACAAGAUGGAGAAGGCCACAAAAUGGGCGUGGGCCUCGCGAUCAUCGCCGUCUCCUCUGAUGCUCCUCAUGGAGGCCGAGCUGGAGAAGGCGCGAGACCACAUCAGCGAGCUCGAGGAGGAGCGGCGCGCCAUGACCAGGAGGCUGGAGCGCUUCCUGCGGGAUCUGGCCGAGGAGAAGGCGUCCUGGAAGGCCCGGGUGCGGGACAAGGCCCGCCGCGCCGUCGCCGCCCUCAAGGAGGAGCGGGCUCACCGGCGGCAGCUGGAGCAGGCCAACGCCAGGCUGGUGCGCGAGCUGGCGGAGGUGAGGUCGUCGGCCAAGCAGCAGGCGCAGAGCUACGACACGGAGCGCAAGGCCCGCGAGCUCAUGGAGGAGGCCUGCUCGGAGCUCACGCGGGAGGUGGAGGAGGACCAGGCGGAGGUGGAGCUGCUGCGCCGGGAGUGCCUGCGCAUGCGGGAGGAGAUGGAGGAGGAGCGCCGGAUGCUGCAGAUGGCGGAGGUCUGGCGCGAGGAGCGCGUGCAGAUGAAGCUCGCCGACGCCAAGCUCGCGCUCGAGGCCAAGUACGCGCAGCUCGCCCACCUGCAGGCGGAGAUGGAGGCGUUCCUCCUCAGGACGAGGACGAGGACUUGCUCGUGCCACUCGUCCACGCCCAUGCGGGAGGCACGCUUCAUCAUCAGCGAUGCCGCGGCGGCGGCGAGCGCCGAGCUCAGGCCUCGCGGGGGCGGCGGCGGCGGCCGCGCCAGCAGCCAGCACGACGACGACGAGGAGGAGGAUGAGGUGGAUGCGGAUUCGGUGUUCGAGCACUUCCGCCGCAAGGAGGAGACCAGCAGCCCCGCGCCGUCCAACGCCAGCGCGAUGAUGCAGUCGCCGGUGAGCCCGGCGACGGACCUCUUCCUGGCAAAGGUCGACAAUGGGGGCAGCUCCUCCGCCGACAUGGACAUGGACUACGACGGAGGCAGGGACUCGUGCAGCUGGUUGGGGACCAGCGAUCGCUCGGCUUCGGUGGCCAACGGGAACAGCGGCAUGGCGUCAGGCGCGAGCCGGCGGUCGUCCGUGGGGAAGAACACGGCGCUGAUACGCAGGCUCUGGAGGUCGGCCAUCGCCGAGAGCAGGAGGAAGACUGGUGGCGGCUGGUCGCCGUCUUCGGACCGCGUGACCCCGGGGGCGCCUCCGCCUCCACCUCCACCAAUGGCAGGGGCACCGCCGCCGCAGCAGAGCAAGAGCAAGAGCAAGCAGAGCCUGAGGGAGAAGCUCAUUGAGGCCAGGAUGGACGAUCACAAGCCUGUCCACGCAGCCAAUCUCUAGCUAUAGUAAAUGUAAAUGCAAGGGAAGCUGCUGAUGGAAUUAAUGUAUUUGUAUUUCCCAUGGGAAUACUACACACCAAAAACCCACUCCUGUAUUACUACAUACAUACAGUAUGCUAGUCUUGUCCAGUGUAAAUUGUUCUUGA